This is a messenger RNA of Marchantia polymorpha subsp. ruderalis, 1047 nucleotides long. The record is from the annotation of a GenBank genome assembly. NCBI's taxonomy places the organism in Eukaryota, Viridiplantae, Streptophyta, Marchantiopsida, Marchantiales, Marchantiaceae.
UGCAAUCGAACGCGGAUGAUAUAGUUCAUUCUCAGCUCCCUCGACCUUAGAAACGUGGGAUCGAUCUCCUGCAGAGGAAGCAAGGGAAGCAAGGGAGGGAGCCAUGGCAGCCAUGGUGGUGGUCGCAUCGACAGCAGCGACAGGUCUCGUCGGAGCAUUGCGAUGUGAGGCUCAGAGGCCCAGGCAGCAGCAGCAGCAGCAGCAGCCGUCGCAGUUCGCUCUCAGAGCAUCUGCUGGUGCCGGUGCGUCAGGACAGAGCUUGCGAUGGGAUUCUUCGAGUCUUGCAGGCAGCGGAGCCAGAUUGCUCUCUUACGGCCGUCGGCCAAAUGGGCAGCAGCGAAUCUCCUCGUCCCGGCUGACUGUCAAUGCGGCAAGUGAAAGGUCGUACAUCAUGAUCAAGCCCGACGGAGUCCAGAGAGGCCUCGUCGGAGACAUCAUCUCCAGAUUCGAGCGCAAGGGAUUCGCUCUGAAGGGAUUGAAGCUCUUUCAGACUCCCCAGGAUUUGGCCGAGGAGCACUACUCGGAGCUGAAGGAGCGACCCUUCUUCCCAGCACUAGUGAAGUACAUCGUCUCCGGACCUGUCGUAUGCAUGGUGUGGGAGGGGCCCGGCGUGGUUGCAUCAGCCAGAAAGCUUAUCGGAGCGACCAACCCGCUCAACGCUGAGCCCGGAACCAUCCGAGGAGAUUUCGCGAUUGUGAGCGGCAGGAAUGUUGUCCAUGGAAGUGACAGUCCUGCAAACGGUGAACGUGAAAUUGCUCUGUGGUUUAAAGAAGGAGAACUAGUGGAUUGGGAGCCGACAGUUCUCCCCUGGGUUCUUGAGUUGUAGUUUCGUAGGAUAAUCGGCAUUUAGGUGCUCUCUGCCCACUUCAACAGUGGGGAAAAAAUACAGAUAAAGUGUCAUGUGACCGGCCCCAUUUUUGCAACCUCUCCAAAACCUUAGGCACUCCAGUGUCUCCUACUUCAGCUUUUGUGGACUGUGAACGAGAUCAUGUUUUCAAUGGCUUCUCCCCAAAGGUGAAGAAUAAAUUGCUCUCUGAAAUUCGGACA